Alternaria ventricosa is the source of this 1179-nucleotide messenger RNA. RefSeq lists its product as uncharacterized. The transcript is spliced from 2 exons. The record is from RefSeq and is a predicted model, not a curated record. Bases 1 to 1179 code for a protein of 392 amino acids. Lineage: Eukaryota; Fungi; Ascomycota; Dothideomycetes; Pleosporales; Pleosporaceae.
AUGGGAGGGGCCAAAUGGAGUGCUAAGAAAGGCUACUUCAAGAUAGGAAAGACAUGUGAACAGGCCUUGGAAGAUGGAUGCGACUUCGUCUGGAUCGAUACAUGCAACAUCAACAAGGACAGCAGCACAGAGCUUUCGGAAGCUAUCAACUCAAUGUUUCGAUGGUACCGCGAUGCCGUUAUCUGCUACGCAUAUAUCUCCGAUGUCAAAUCUGGAGAUCCCCACUCGCUGUCCGAAUGUCGCUGGCUCACUCGUGGGUGGACACUACAGGAGAUGAUUGCUCCAGAUCGCGUGCACUUCUAUGAUAUGAACUGGGAUUUCCUUGGGAGUCGUAUAUCUCUUGCGGCACAGCUGUCGGAAAGUAGUGGCAUCCACGCAUCGGUUUUGUUAAGAAGACAUCUUGGACGGAUGGGCUUCCAAAUACCGACGGAGAAGGGCCAUUUGGUCGCGGAGUUCACAGGUGAACUCGACGACACCUCGUACUCCCGGAAGACGAUCACCGAGAGGGAAUGUAAAUGUUGCACAAGUACCGAGGAAGACGACGUACAAUCAAUGCUAGACGGAUUCAGUGUGGCGCAAAAAAUGAAAUGGGCUUCUAAACGCAAGACGACGCGAGAAGAAGACAUCGCCUACUGUCUGAUGGGGCUGUUCGACGUGAACAUGCCCCUGUUAUACGGCGAAGGGAAGAAAGCUUUCUACCGACUACAAAAAGCUAUCCUUGGCAUAUCGUCAGACCAUUCCAUAUUGGCUUUCCGGUCGGAUUUGUCCAAGGAUCUCUUCACUGGGGAGUCUCCGUUGUUAGCACCACAUCCUACGUUUUUCCGCGACGAAGUACGAAACAUGCACAUGCCCGCCCGUGGUACAAACACUAGUCUCUCUGGGACUACACUAUCUGUUGAGAUGCUGAUCUGUCCACUGGAAGGAAACGGAAUGCUCCGGAAUGACUACAUUGGCAUCUUGGACUGCUCAAUAGACAAAGAUCCUUCCAUGAGACCGGCUAUCCUACUAUCAGCUGUACAUAGAAAGAAGUUGAUGUUUCGUCGAAGCCCUGGCUAUAUCAGUCUUUUCCGGCUAGGGUCGAAACAUCCCAUGGAGGCUGUUCUGAUAACCGACCGCCAGCUGGAAAACGAGGAAUGUACGUUGACUCGAAAAGCCGGAUACUUCGGAGGAAUUAGCUAA